Aspergillus lentulus is the source of this 594-nucleotide messenger RNA. RefSeq lists its product as uncharacterized. The record is from RefSeq and is a predicted model, not a curated record. NCBI's taxonomy places the organism in Eukaryota, Fungi, Ascomycota, Eurotiomycetes, Eurotiales, Aspergillaceae.
AUGGCUUCGCAGCAGCUCUGUCCCGUCCCAAAACCGGUCGCUAUCUUCGACCAGUUCAUUGCUCAACAGACUGAGGUGUUAGCUCUGAAGGAGAAGGUCUUAUCCCUCUCUGGAGAUAGUUUCGAUGUGAAACUUGCAAAUGGCCAGCCCAUAUUCCAGAUUAAAUCCAAGCUUAUGAGCUUUCAUGGUCGCAAGUCUGUCUUUGAUAUGGCGGGCAAGCACCUGUUUGAAAUCGUCAAAGAACAUCUGCAUAUUCAUACUACAUUCGCGGCUGAGGAUCCCAAUGGAAAGAAACUACUCGAAGUCAAGAGCAGCUUUUCAUUGGUGGGCUCUAAAACAAUUGCGACAUUUACGUCGCCCAGGACUGGCAGCACAGAAAUAUUGCAAAUGAAGGGUAACUGGUCAGAUACUAAGGUUGACAUUGUUAAUGAAGCCACGGGUGUGGUAGUGGCCAGGAUCGACCGCAAGUUGUGGCGAGGUCAUGAGUUAUUCUUCGACAAGCAGACCUACGCUGUUAUGGUAGCGCCUGGGGUUGACCUCGCGCUGAUCGCUGCCCUGUGUGUCUGCUUCGACGAGAAGAAUAAUGAGAAUUAG